Molecule: messenger RNA, 2488 nt
Organism: Cokeromyces recurvatus
Lineage: Eukaryota; Fungi; Mucoromycota; Mucoromycetes; Mucorales; Mucoraceae
Product: kinase-like domain-containing protein
Exons: 8
Coding region: 106-2133 (675 amino acids)
Biological process (GO): protein autophosphorylation; autophagy; peptidyl-serine phosphorylation
Cellular component (GO): autophagosome; cytoplasm
Molecular function (GO): protein serine/threonine kinase activity; ATP binding
Source: RefSeq, a predicted model, not a curated record
GUUCUCCUCAAAAUAAUAGUUUAUCUUUUUAUUUGUUUAUUUUAUUUUAUUUAUUUAUUUUUUCUUUUUUUUCACAUACACAUACACAUCUUAAUUUAUUUAAUCAUGUCAUCAAUAAAAGAAAAUAAUAAACGUAUUGAACAAGUGGGUGAUUACAUUAUUCAAAAUCGAAUUGGUCAAGGUUCAUUUGCAACUGUUUAUAAAGCGCAGCAUAAAGAUACUCAACAAACUGUAGCUAUCAAGUCUGUAAAGAGAUCUAAAUUAACUAAAAAGUUAUUAGAAAACUUGGAAUCAGAGAUAUCGAUAUUAACUGCAAUAAGACAUAAAAAUAUUGUUGGAUUAAUUGAAUGUCAGAAAACGGAAUCCAAUAUAUUUUUAGUCAUGGAAUAUUGUUCUUUAGGUGAUUUGUCUCAUUUUAUAAAAGAAUUAAGGUCAAAGAAUUUUAAUAAAUCAAGUGGUUUACCUGAAAGAAUGGUUCGUCAUUUUUUAAAGCAAUUAGCAAAUGCAUUAAAAUUUCUGAGGUCUCAAAACUUGAUUCAUAGAGAUAUAAAACCACAAAACUUAUUAUUAUCUCCAUCAGAUGAUAUCGAUUUACCUAUCUUAAAAGUGGCUGAUUUCGGUUUUGCUAGAUUCUUACCAAAUGCUAGUUUGGCUGAUACUCUCUGUGGUUCACCCCUUUAUAUGGGUCCUGAAAUACUUUCUUAUAAAAAAUAUGACGCAAAAGCAGAUCUUUGGAGUGUAGGCGCUGUCCUUUAUGAAAUGGUCACCGGUCGACCUCCAUUUCGUGCUCAAAAUCAUAUUGAAUUAUUAAAGAAAAUUCAAGAAAAUAAGGAUCAGAUUCAUUUUCCUGAUAAUGUCGGUCAUGAUUUGAAAGAUUUAAUUCGACAUUUACUUAAAAGGAAUCCAGUAGAACGAUUAUCAUUUGAUGAUUUCUUUCAACAUCCUGCUGUAUUAUCAAAACCAUUAAAAAAUUAUGAACCACCUCCAUUUGCUCCUAUUAUUUCGUCAUCAACAAAGAAUCCAUCUUCACCACGUAACAAGAAAAUUGUCCCGAUUCAUUCUUUAUCUUCUAAACCAACUUUAAAGACAAAGAAAAGAGAAGAAGAAGAAGAAGAAAUAUUACAAGAAUAUGUUGUAUUAGAUCUUCGAUCUAUUGAAACAAAUCAAUUUGCUGAUGAGUUAAAAUCAACACCUCAGACUACACAUGCAGUGAAUAUACCCAAACCUACUUCAGCACCUUUAAUUCGUGAACGAAAAUCUAGUGGGAGUGUCGCUACAAGUUCUUCUUCAGCUGCAGGUUCAGCUUUAGCUAAAGCACUUUGUAAGGCUUCAGUCCGAUUAUUUGGUACACCUUCACCCCCAAAGGAGAAUGUGCCUCAUUUAAUAAUAGGAUCUCGAUUAUCCAUACAAAAUCAACCUCAAGGUUUCUUUGAUUAUCAAACAAAUAUCACACUAACAACAAUGAAUCAAAUUGAAAGAUUAGCUUGUAUGGCAUAUGCAGUAGCUACCCUUGGAGAUCAAAGAUAUGAUACUCAUACAACAAUACCCAUUCAACUAUCUGAAACGAUGGCACUUUAUGUAAAGGCAUUGUCAUUAUUAGAAGAAGGUCUUUAUAUUGCACAGGAAUAUUGGCAAGAGAUAGAAGAAGAUGAAAUAGAAAGAAAGGAGGAAUUAACCAUUCGUUUAAAUGACACUGUCCAAUGGAUGAGAGAUCGUUUUAAUAGUUGUUUAGAUCGUGCUGAAAGAAUACAUAAAGUAGUAGAUCAUGCAAUAGAAGAAAGUUGUAUUGUUGAAAAGUUACUUUAUAACCGUGCAUUAGAAAUGAGUCGUGCUGCUGCAGUUCAUGAAUUAGUAGGAGAGAAUAUCAAUGAAUGUGAACAAGAUUAUCAAAUGGCGAUAUGGAUGCUAGAGGCCAUAUUACAAAUUCAACCUAACCAUAAAGAACAAGUUAUUAUAGAAGAAGAGGAUCGAGGUAUUAUUCAUAAAUGUAAGUCUAUACACAUAUACAUAUAUACGUGUAGAAAUAGAUAUACAUAUAUUAAUACGUAUCAUAUACUAGUCAUUGAUUCUAUUUGUCAUCGAAUCAUCGUUCUACGGAAAAAGAAAAGAUCAGAACAACGUAUUCAAAAAUAAUAAAGAAAGGCGUUAUUUUAAUAAAUAUGAUUGUCAUUACUACUUUAUUGUUUUGUUUAGGAGGAUAUGACAAUAGAAAAUAAAUGAGCCAUAAAAUGAAAUCCCAUUCAUAAUAUCUAAAGAAGCAGGAAGGAAGGAAGGAAGGAGAUUUCUUUGGAGUUCGUCUUGCUUCCUCUUCUUCACAACAUUUACUAUCCAUUGUUUCUAGUUUCAUUAUUUCCCAAGAGAACACUAUCGUAUUCCAAUUCCUAAAUUAAUUUACUUGCUGUAAUUAUAUCUGAUCUCAAAAUUAGCAUAAAGAGUUUAUUUAGUAUUAUCAAGAAAAAAAAAACAAGUAAAUAAAAUUAAAAAAAAA